AUGAAUAGAAAACAAAAAGUUACGAAAACUCUUGGCCCUUUAGACAACAACUGCAAAUGUAUCCAAAUAGUUGGUCAUUUGGAAUCUGUGAAGUGGAUAGUGUAUCCUCGAAUAUACCGAACGGGGCCAGGAUAUCUUGUUCUUGGGGACUGGAUUCAGAACCCACAUAUCUGGUUGCACUAUGUUGAAAGUUCAGACGGAUUAUUAGCUGAUGAUGAUGUUCUGUUAAGCACCGACACACGCUACUGGAACAUCCACGAUGUGCAACGCUACUUUUACGCCCAUGAGCACUGCAAUCAAAUAUUGUACACCUACCAAUAUCCUAACUUACGGAUGCCCACACACUUUGGGGACUACUUAUGGAGGGCGAACACUGCUAUGAAGCUUCCGUCUAAUCAGUUUUUGAAAACGUUAAACAAGGAUUUGGCAAUUACUCUAAAGGUACUUAUACGAAUGAAUGAGAAUAUCUUGUACUCACGGGAAAUGAAAUCAAGCGAAGAGCAAAUGGACCGUCUGAUAGUUCCUGAUCAACUGUUGCAUUUGGAUCGUCUCGACUAUUUCAGAAGAAAGAGUAUUUUAGAUAAUUUGUCACAUGUUUUAAGUGUACAGAAUCAUCUUCAGCUGGUAUCAUUCGAGAACAUGCGCUGUAAAAGACUAGAAGGCGUUCGUUUGAUUCAACAGUUAGCAAUCUUUAACUCAGAGUCACUGAAGUAUUUAUUUCUAUGGGACUUUGUUCUUCAAAAUGAGAAUCCUUUACUUAUCAACUACAGUUAUUUGACUGUAGCAACAUGUUGUGACCUGGUAAAGAACUGA
Molecule: messenger RNA, 813 nt
Organism: Arctia plantaginis
Lineage: Eukaryota; Metazoa; Arthropoda; Insecta; Lepidoptera; Erebidae
Source: the annotation of a GenBank genome assembly